CUUCCUCCUGGGGGUCUUUUUUUCGGAGAGCAUCGCGCUCCAAUGUGCGCCGCUGUGCCCGCUGGAUGUUGAAAAUCGCACCGCGCGCGCCUCUCCAGGAGCCACCAUGUCCAACUCAACCCCCGACCCGUUCUACUCGUCUCCGUUCGGACCCUUCUACAGGAGGCACGCGCCCUACAUGGUCCAGCCCGAGUAUCGGAUCUACGAGAUGAACAAGCGGCUGCAGACGCGCACAGAGGAGAGUGACAGUUUGUGGUGGGACGCCUUCGCCACCGAGUUUUUUGAGGAGGACGCCACUCUCACACUUUCCUUCUGCCUCGAAGACGGACCAAAGAAAUACACGAUCGGCCGGACGCUGAUCCCCCGUUACUUCAGCACGGUGUUCGAGGGCGGGGUCACCGAGCUCCACUUCAUCCUCAAGCACUCCAAGGAGUCCUUCCACAACUCCUGCAUCACCCUGGACUGCGAUCAGUGCACCAUGGUCACCCAGCACGGGAAGCCAAUGUUUACAAAGGUGUGUACGGAGGGCCGCUUGAUACUGGAGUUUGCCUUUGAUGAUCUGAUGAGGAUCAAGUCGUGGCACUUUACCAUCCGGCAGUACCGAGAGCUCAUCCCCCGCAGCAUCCUGGCCAUGCACGCACAAGACCCUCAGGUGCUGGAACAACUGUCUAAAAACAUCACUCGCAUGGGUUUGACCAACUUCACCCUCAACUACCUCAGGCAGUUGUGUGUCAUCCUGGAACCCAUGCAGGAGCUCAUGUCAAGGCACAAGACCUACAACCUCAGCCCCCGGGACUGUCUCAAGACAUGCCUGUUCCAAAAAUGGCAGAGAAUGGUCACCCCACCAGCUGGACACCCACAGAACAUCAAAACGGAAAUAUUUCCCACAAAUCCCAAAAAAGGUCGCGCCAAAGCUGAGCCCGCCCGACAGACGACCACGAAGAGGAGGAAACGGAAGAACUCGGCCAGCAGCGCCAACAGCGCCGGCACCACGGCGAGCAAGAAGCGCAGCCCGGCCACCAACUUCAGCCUCUCCAGUCAGGUACCUGACGUGAUGGUGGUGGGCGAGCCGACCCUGAUGGGCGGCGAGUUCGGCGACGAGGACGAGCGCCUGAUCACCCGUCUGGAGAACACGCAGUACGACGCCGCCAACGGCCUGGACGACGAGGACGACUUCAACGGCUCCCCGGCGCUGGGCAACAGCGCUCCGUGGAGCAGCAAGCCCGGCGCCGCCCAGGACGGCAAGGCCGAGAGCGCGGCGCCGCAGCAGCCCUCGCAGUGAGGACGACGCAAGAAGAAGAAGAAGAAGAACAACAACAAAAACACAGAUCCUUGACCCCCCC
Molecule: messenger RNA, 1343 nt
Organism: Pseudoliparis swirei
Lineage: Eukaryota; Metazoa; Chordata; Actinopteri; Perciformes; Liparidae
Gene: ldb2a
Product: LIM domain binding 2a
Exons: 9
Coding region: 107-1282 (391 amino acids)
Biological process (GO): nervous system development; positive regulation of transcription by RNA polymerase II; negative regulation of transcription by RNA polymerase II
Cellular component (GO): transcription regulator complex; nucleus
Molecular function (GO): LIM domain binding
Source: RefSeq, a predicted model, not a curated record